Gongylonema pulchrum is the source of this 315-nucleotide messenger RNA. The record is from the annotation of a GenBank genome assembly. NCBI's taxonomy places the organism in Eukaryota, Metazoa, Nematoda, Chromadorea, Rhabditida, Gongylonematidae.
AUGUCAUCGACUUCAGGACGUGGCCGUUCUCGAGGUCGCGGAGCACCGAGAUCUGUGGCAUCGGAGACAAGUUCAGUUGGAGGAGGCGAUAUGGCUUCGUUGGCGAGUUCAGUGGCUGCGAUGAGUGUUUCAACAGAGGGAAUAUCAGCGGUAUCGUCGGAAUCUGAAGUACAGAGAUCGGUCCGUUUUGAAUUGGAAUUGCACCGAAAUAUUGUUGAAAUGUUUUGUUUCUUUGCGCUUAUUUAUCUUGAAAUUGAAAAUUUUCAUUUUGGUUAUCUUGAAACUGUCUUGAAAACUGUCUCGAGAAAAAAUUAA